UUGUCAACAGUGGUCUGCCAAACGCGAAGGGAUAAGCACGUUUUUCCGUAAGCUUUCCACGCUUUCCCAACCUGAUCAGAGAUCAGGAAGUGACUGAAAACCGUUAAGCGAACGUUUCUAAAAAGGUGUCCGUUGAAAGUACGUAAAGUGGUUUGUAAAUUUUCUUCUGAAAAUUAUUGGUGUUUUGUGACAAUGAGUUUAGGAAAAUGAGGAAAAAUCAGAGAAUGUGUUUUGCAAGAAAUACCGGUGUAGUCAAUUAGAGUGAAGUGAUUUCCAAAUAAUUUUGGUGAAAGACUGUUCUUCUUCAACUGAGUACAUUGCUUCUGUGUAGUCUUCUGGAGUUUUACUACAGGAAUGACUACAAUAUGAAAAUAUGAGGCCGAUAGUCUCUCUCAUCAAUGGUGUGGGUGACAAGAUAUAAAUCUUCUUCACCGAGUGAGUUCACCAAGCUAUGAAUCUGGCCAACAAGCAGUAUAAGCUGUUCUUAAUAUUAUUUUUGGUGUUUUCUGGGGAGGCUGCGCAUGCGGUCAAGCGUUUCACCGGUCUCUACACAGGUCCUUAUUUUGAUCCCACAACAACAACGAAUAUAACUACACAAUUAGGCACUCAUGCCUAUUUGCCUUGCAAAGUGAAACAGCUUGGCAACAAGUCUGUGUCCUGGAUAAGAAGAAGAGAUGCUCAUAUUCUCACAGUAGAUAGAUACACUUUUAUAGCAGAUGACCGUUUCCAAGCCUUUCUAGUUGAGGCUACUGACACAUGGACACUUCAAGUCAAGUAUGUUCAGGCAAGGGAUGCUGGGCAGUAUGAAUGCCAAGUUAGCACAGAACCAAAAAUGAGCCAUUUUAUUACCCUUAACGUUGUAGUGCCAAAAAUUGAAAUAUCGGGCAAGUCAGAUGUCUACGUGCGUACUGAAAGUACAGUGAGCUUGAGAUGUGUGAUAACCCAGUCGUUGGAGGAGCCAGCCUAUAUAUUUUGGUACCACGAUGGUGAAAGGGUUCUGAAGUACGACAGAAGCGCUAUCGAUAUUCGGACGGAAAGGCUUGGAACUGAUACUACAGAGAGCACUCUUAUUAUCUUCCACGCAAAACCAGAGCAUUCUGGCAACUACACCUGCAGUCCCUCCAAUUUGGAUUCAGCCAGUGUUCUUCUGCAUGUCCUGAAUGGAGAGCAUCCUGCAGCUAUGCAACGAGGUAAAAAUUCAGCAUCUCCGAUACCAGGAUGGUCUCAUUUGUCGAUGGGGUUAGGAUUGGCUACCUGUACACCCCCUAGGUUUGCUGCAGCGGUUGCCAUCACUGUGGCAGCCAUUGUGCAGCUCCUAUCGAUAGCUACAUAGAGCAAAAAAAAAAAAAUAUGGGAUUGAAAAAAAAGUUUUACGCUAUUUUCAUUUCUGAAUUUAUUCGAUUGCCCUUUUCAUUUAUCAUUUCAUCAAUUAGAUUUUAUACCAUAUUUGAAAAAAAUUGUAAUAUAGUAUUAUUUCAGAUUUUAACUCUUCUAUCUACAGAAAAUUCAACAGAAAUUUCGCUUGAAAUUUGGAUCAAAUUCUGUAAACUCAGUCACUCAGUGUUGAACAAGGAAAUGAGAAUGCGACUUAUAACAAAAUGAAAUAUGGAAUAUAAAAAGGGAAUUGUUGAAUCAGGGAUUUGUGGUGGGUUAAAAAAGAGGAAAUUCAUAUGAUUCGUUGAAUUUCACCUGGAGUGAUCUAAGUAUAAACAUAACUUUAUCAAUUUUAUUGAUGCUUGGUCUCACCUCAGCCUGAUCUGAACUAUUCGUAAGCAUUAUAAUGCAUAAGUGAUAUAUAAACCCAUAGUUUCGCAAGGUAACGCGUGCAGAAAGUUUGCUGCUUCUUAUUAUGUAAUUUACUGGUUCCAUACAACCAGAGGGUGGAAUAAACAAACCCCCUAGUGGCCCGUUUCCCUUCUACCUAUUACUGUUGACCUUACAACCGAUUUCAUGACAAUUUUUUUCGAAUCAACUUUAUAUUUAGGUAUAAAUUUUAUGUCGACGUAAAAGUUUCACCUACAUAUGCGGUUUCACCUAUAAAAUUUGCAUUUUGGAUGUUUCGGUUAUUAUGAUAUACAAUGUUUGGAUCCCUUGAUAUCGAAAGUGGAUGCGAAUCUCACAUAGUGUUCGAUUCUAAUGAAAUUCUUUUUACAUUUUUGCACUUGCACUUAUGUUUUUCGUUUUUUCUAGUUUUCAAAUAUAUUGUGCUUAGUCUAAAUAGAUUUCAAUUAUUGAAUACUUUUCACACAAUGCUAAAAAAAAUAGCUUUUGCCUAAGACGUUCACUGAAGUGAGAUCAAUAUGCAACAUCAUUUUCAUAACUAUUCAAACUCAACAUUUACCUGAAUUAACUUUGUUGUAAUGCAUUCUGGUUUAAAUUAUCUUGUGAGCUUGGCAGGAGUAUUUCUAUAAUCUUAAGAGCAGUAGGUAAUUCAAUAAUUACAACGAAUAUUAUCGAAGUUAGAUGAAGACCUAUAGGUAAUAUUCACAUAUUGAAUUAAAAUUUUCCACUUGAAUGAAGUACCAACUGCUCGAUCAACAUCUCUCCUAAAUAGAUAAAUGUGAUUUUAACAUUUUGUUUUCAUUUUUGAUUCGUACAUCGAGAUUGAGGGACUUUCAGUGUACACAUUAGGUGAGCAGAAUUGAAUGACACUCUCGUUACAACGAUCCGUCAGUUUGGAAUAAUGUAAUUAUCUAAAAAAUUGUAUUAUGUUAUUUCAUCUUUUGAGACUUGAGACCACCAAGAAAAUUUUAUUCAUUCAUCAUAAUGAGAAUUGAACAUAAGGACCGGAUACAGAUUAAUCUAAAUUUUAGAAAUGAACGAUAUAAUUCGUAUAAUUAUUCCUUAUAAUCUCAAUUUUUCGUGGGAUCUUCUCUUUUCUAGCAUAAUCUAAUAUUUCCUCAAAAAAAUUAUUUCUACGCAUGGCGCAUAAUUAUUAUGUUAUGUUAUGUUAUGAUAUGUUGUGUUAUGUUAUGUUAUGAUAUGAAUAUUGUGGUUGUUUCGAAUAUUAAAAAAUAUCUUUGAGAUUGCUGAAAAAUUCAGUCAGAAAAAUUCUUUUCGGCUUAAUGUAGAUAGGUUUGAUCUGAAUUAAAAUUGGAUAAACUGGUGUGAUACUCUUUUGAGAAGAAUUCAUUGAGAAGAAAAGAAAAUGCGUAUGUCUAAGAAAUAUUUCGAUUUGGUUAUAUUGUUGAAUUAUUUAAUAAGGUAAUAAGGAAAUUAUGAAAAUUUCGCUGAAUAUCUCGAUGAUUUCGAUGUGCUAAUUUCUGUUUUGGGUUUGUAAAUAAAAAUUUUUUGGAAGAACAUUUAAAUUUUAAAAUCAAUUAAGUGUGAAUGUUAGUGUAAGAUAUUUAGAUUUAAAUGUAAAAUUUAAAAAAAUAUUGUUGCAAUUGUAAUAAUUCUGAAUGUAUGAAAGUGCUAAUGUAUAAAGUAUUUCUACUGUGAAUUUAUUUAUUGUUUCCGAAAACUCGAUUAUUUGCUAUGCCAUAUUUCAAAUGAGUAUUGUACAUGUCUGUAGUGUGGACCAGUUCGACAAAGUGUAUUCUAUGAGCUUUCUGUACUUCUGUAUUAAGAUGUAGCCAAUCUUUGAUUUGUUCGCAUCAGUAUCCAGCAAAAAAAAAAGCCAUUUCAUAUGAAAUCCAUUCAUACAUGUGAGUGUUGAAAUUUGUUGUUUAAUGGUCCACAUAAGUAGUUUCGAGAAAUGAAGGAGGUUGGUCACGUCAAGCACAUAAAGCUUGAUUUUGUAAAUGUUUGACUUUCUUUGAGGUGAAGGUUUACCUUCAUUUCCGUAACAACUUGGGAAUUCUACUCAUAUUGGUAACUCAAAAUGUAAAUUAUCUGCUGUUCAACAGUCAGUAAUUUGUGACUAGUAGUAGAUACUUAUAUUGUUUUAUAUCCAUUCCAUUGAUGUAUUUUAGGUGAUUAAGCGCAAAAUGUAAUCAUAAUUUAUGUUGAAAUAAAUCGUUAUAAUAAAA
Molecule: messenger RNA, 3971 nt
Organism: Harmonia axyridis
Lineage: Eukaryota; Metazoa; Arthropoda; Insecta; Coleoptera; Coccinellidae
Product: hemicentin-2-like
Exons: 7
Coding region: 452-1333 (293 amino acids)
Biological process (GO): synapse organization
Cellular component (GO): neuron projection membrane
Source: RefSeq, a predicted model, not a curated record